AUGGCGGACGCACUCAAACUGGCCGAUAUGCAGAGGGCCAGUCUCGAAUUCGAGCGGCAGCGGCAUUUGGCUAAUUGGCUAAUCGAGUCCAGUCCGCAUAUGCCAAAACCAACCCCGCAACAGCAGCAGCAGCAACAGCAAAAACAGCAGCAACUCAGCAAAAAAGGAAAAUUUAGACAAAAUCCAAUGUUUUUCCUAGCGAAAAUCGGCCAUAACAUGAACUUUACCAGCAGCAACAAUCCACCCUUAGGUAACAAUCUGCUAGGAAGCAAUUCGAUAGCUUCCACCUUCAACUCACAGACCAAUCUGCCACUAGCGAUCGUAUCCUCGUCGGGUCGCGACGGGCACAAACCCAAACUCAGGCGAUUCAAUUCGCACGACACUAGUGCCAACAUGUUCUCGGUAGCUGAAUUCGAAAAUGCCCGCCUAGCCAGGAGGAACGAACUGGAAAAUGCGGCCUUACUCCGACAACGACAACGAUACAAGCUGAAUUCCCUUUCGUCCGGCGGUGACUGCUCCACCGGUGAAAGCAAAGGUUCCAAACUCAGCAACGACUCCACCAACGAGCCCCUGUUCGCCGAACAGUUUCUGGAAAAAUUUUCCCUCCCUCGGGUGGUGCGUCUAUCCUACACAUCGAACGAUGGUAGCAGUUCCGGAGAUCAAACCAUGACCUCGUCCAGCUCGGCCGAAUCGACUAGCACGUCGGAGCGUAAGAAGAAAAAGAAACCAUCCUUUCCGAGUCCCUCCAACGGGGAACUGUUUCUGCUCUAUCGAUUUAUGCGCAAUUACAAAAUUUACCAUGCAUUCAAUUCGAAGGCCGGCACCAAUCGGAAAAAGGGAUAUAAAAUACCACAGGAUUAUCCCGGUUAUUUUUCGUUUCUCAGCGAGAAAGGAACCCAAAUGGCGACUGUGUAUACAACCAUUGUCCAGCUGGUACGGGAACGCGUUUACAAAUUCUUGUCUCUGGAAAAUCUCUCAGCCUACACUGAAUCACAUGAUAAUUUCAGCCAAAAAACUCACUACGUUAAGGCGACGGCUAAAGCAGGGCAAGUGUAUCGCUUACUGGCGGUGUUUCAGGACGGAGAUCAUAAGACAUCCUCUAGUCAAAAGGAUUCCGCUUCAUUGAGUGGGAGCGUGUCCAGCACCGAAAAAGAACGUGGUAAAUAUGCGCAGUUGCUCGGUGAUAAUAGGCAGAUUUACUACGUUUCACUGUCAGCUAAGGGGAAAUUUUACGAGAUCGAGCAGCACACGGCACCGGUACUGCAAAAGAGCAGCAGCCUGGGGCACCCAAGUAGCAACAGUAAAACACCGAAGCAGCUCAACCGAGAGUGUGUUCACCGUGUCGGAUUUAUCAUGCAAUCCGAGGUCAAGUUGCCGUUAAAUUUGAAGCUGAUUGCCAGCAUGAGUGGAACCAGCACCGGUGGUUCCCAAAACAACGUGCCUGAAUACAUAACAAUCGCCAAGAUAAGUGCAGAGAACUACAUCAUUGCCUGCCCUGUCGAUGAACAAGAGCUUGCUUCAACGUUGAGUCUAACGAAGCUGCAUAUCACACCGCAGAUGAAAUUCACCAAGUGUUCGCUGGGCUUCGACAACGAGCAGCGGAUGUUCCUGAAUACUGGAAUCCAAACGGUGCUGAAAUUCUGCCAAUUCAACUGCGACAACUUCACGCGCAUAGUCGACAAUGACACCAAUUGGAUGGAGCUGCAGCAAAUGAUCAACGCCGUUCAGCAGCACCAACAACAAUCGUCCAACAGUCUCAAUCACCUGGCAACGUCCGGUUCGAGCGGUAAAAGUGAAGUACUGAAGAAGCUGAAGCUAACGCGACUGUUCGGGGGUAGUUCGGACCGGAACCAGCACUCGUCCUCCUCUGGUCAUGAGAAAGAAGACUCGAUCAUAUUUUUGAGUAAAAAUGAUCUUGAGAACCUCGAAUGCAGCCAACAGCAACAGCUAGCAUUACAGCGACACGAGCAAGAUCAGCAACCAGUUUCCUUAUCAUCUGGGAUGAGCGAGAAAAUGAAAGUUUUUACACCGAGCAAAAAGCGUUGGUUCAAAGGAUUGCGAUCCAGCGGCGGUCAGGAGCAAGACGAAGAACAACAUGACGCUUCUGACAAAAAUCGGUCAAGCAUUGAUCGCUAUCAGGACAUGUCCAGAUUGAUUCAAGAAAGAUUUGGAGAGAUGGAUAUUAGUAUAGUUAGCACUAACAAGGCAAAUUCUGAUAUCGGAUAUGACGAAACAGUCAACGACAAUCCCGAGGAGUUAGAUACCGAAGGUGGACUUCAAAAGUGUUUGUCCUUGCAGCACAUUGAACUGCAAAGUGGGAGCUGUAUGGACGUAAGAAACAAAACUAAACCGGAUCUUGUUAACAACAUCAACCUGAUCGAGAGGAAGCGAUCCGAAGAAGUCAUGUCCGAGUCAGAAGACACACUCUUUUUCCCCAUUCGAACCGGCACCAAUCAGCAAUCAUUCAUGACACAGAAACUAUAUUCUGAGUUCCACGUAAAAACCAAACAGCACAGUAAAUCUCAAUCGAGUAUACAACAUCUGCUCAAUCUGGCCAGUCCACAACGUUCACAAGAUAGCAAAAACAAGACCAAACUUUGCGAGAAAAAGCGUUCUGAAAUUGUCCUCUCAUUCGAAGAUUUGCAAAGCCUUACUAGAGACGAAGAGCUGGCCACCGACGGCUCGCUGCGAACUCAGCUCAAUAUUCUAGACGACUUACCAUACAGCAGCGUCCGAGAUUCGAUCGUAUUCCAGGAGACAGAGCCUCGAACGCCAUCUGAAAGCAUAUACGCUGAAAUUUGUUCCGACAGUCCUCCAGGAUCCGCAAACGUUAACCAACCGCAGAAAGCACCUGUUUUUCAAACCACAACAGCAACGGUACAACAAUCAUCGCCCGCCGUGAAGCCGGAAAAACGAUUUACCAGCAUACGCAUCAAUGUACCCUCCAGCGACUCAUGCCAAGCCGUAAGCCUAAACCCAGCCGGAAGUCGCUGUGCAUCUGUUGUCGCUUGUCCCGUCGAGGACAACAUUUACAACACAAUUAAAUAG
This is a messenger RNA of Sabethes cyaneus, 3048 nucleotides long. RefSeq lists its product as uncharacterized. The record is from RefSeq and is a predicted model, not a curated record. The transcript is spliced from 5 exons. Lineage: Eukaryota; Metazoa; Arthropoda; Insecta; Diptera; Culicidae. Bases 1 to 3048 code for a protein of 1015 amino acids.